AUGGCCAAUGAGCGUCCACCAAGUUUUUUUAUAGAAGAACUUAAUACAUACUGUCAGAAGCACAGCUUGGUACUUAGGUAUUACGAACUGUCUAAGGAAGGACCUGCACAUAACUUAAAGUUUACAUUUCAAGUUACCAUAAAUGAGAGAAAAUAUUCAGAAGCGGAAGGUAAAUCAAAGAAGGAGGCCAAAAAUGCUGCAGCCAAAUUAGCUAUUGAAAAACUUAAUAAAGAAAGCAAGGCAGUUAGUUCUUUAUCACCGACAACAACAGAUUCUUCAGAAGGAUUAGGCGGAGGAUCCACUGAGAAUUUCAUAGGCCGUAUGAAUAGGCUUGCCCAGAAGGAAAAACUGUCUGUAAAUUAUGAACAAUGUGAAUCGAAAGAAUAUGGGCCAGAAAGAUUUUACUAUAGAUGCAAAAUUGGGCAGAAAGAAUAUGAUGUUGGUGGAGGUGCUACCAAACAGGAGGCAAAACAGAUGGCUGCUAAAUUUGCAUAUGAGCAGAUACAAUCAGAGAAAACCUUAAUGAAAGAUGAAGAAUCAAGUGAUUCUUGGACUACUUCACCUAGUGACUUGGGAAGCAACACUUCGGUGAGAAGCAUAUCUGCUUCUAAAUCACCACUUGAAAAUGAUUUCUCACCAAAUGCACCAGAAGGAAAUUGUAACAGCAACAGUGUAAACAAUUCUUCAUCUCCUCUGAGCAGUGUCAGAAGUAGUGAAAAGAAGGUGAAAAGAAGUUUGGCACCUAACUUUAACUCUCCUGUGACCAAAGAAAACAAGUACACUGUGGACGUCAGGUUUGCUUGUGAUUUUACAGACAUAACACCGAUUGGCUCGGGCGGAUACGGUCAGGUUUUCAAAGCAAAGCACAAAAUUGAUGGGAAGACUUAUGUUAUUAAACGUGUUAAAUAUGAUACAGAGAAGAAGGUAGAGCGUGAAGUAAAAGCUUUGGCAGCACUUGAUCACCCAAAUAUUGUUCACUACUAUGGUUGCUGGGCUGGGAAAGAUUACCAUCUUGAGGACAGUGUAAAUUCUUCAAGAGCAAAGAUUAAGUGCCUUCUCAUCCAAAUGGAAUUCUGUGAUAAAGGGACAUUGGAGGCAUGGAUUAACAACAGAAGAGGCAAGAAACCAGACAAACGUUUGUCUCUGGAAUUAUAUGAACAAAUAGCAGCAGGUGUGGAGUAUAUACACGGCAAACAGCUAAUUCACAGAGACCUUAAGCCAGGUAACAUAUUUUUAGUAAAUACAAAACACAUAAAGAUUGGAGACUUUGGACUUGUGACAUCCUUGAAAGACUGUGCAAAUCGGACAAGUAAUAGAGGAACUUUUACAUACAUGAGUCCAGAGCAGAUUUCUUCACAAGAAUAUGGAAAAGAAGUGGAUAUCUUUGCUUUGGGGCUAAUUCUUGCAGAACUUCUUUACAUAUGUCCCACUUUUUCGGAAACAAUAAAGAUAUUUAAAGACCUAAGGACUGACAAGUUCCCAGAUGUGUUUGAUGUCAGAGAAAAAAUUCUUCUGCAGAAAUUAUUGGCACAUGAUCCCACGAAGCGACCUAAUGCAUCUGAAAUACUGGAGACUUUGAAGGAGUGGAAGAAUGUUGUGAAAAAUGAACGAAGCACGUGGUAG
Odobenus rosmarus divergens (Pacific walrus) is the source of this 1623-nucleotide messenger RNA. RefSeq names its product eukaryotic translation initiation factor 2-alpha kinase 2 (gene EIF2AK2). The transcript has 15 exons. Gene Ontology annotation, biological process: protein phosphorylation. The record is from RefSeq and is a predicted model, not a curated record. Bases 1 to 1623 code for a protein of 540 amino acids. Gene Ontology annotation, molecular function: ATP binding; double-stranded RNA binding; protein kinase activity. NCBI's taxonomy places the organism in Eukaryota, Metazoa, Chordata, Mammalia, Carnivora, Odobenidae.